This is a messenger RNA of Lecanosticta acicola, 1800 nucleotides long. NCBI's taxonomy places the organism in Eukaryota, Fungi, Ascomycota, Dothideomycetes, Mycosphaerellales, Mycosphaerellaceae. The record is from the annotation of a GenBank genome assembly.
AUGCGGAAGUGGUCGACAGAGGCCGGCAUUCCGCCAGAGCCCCGAUCUCGUGGAGGACCACAAGGCACGCAACAACGAUACAACACAAACAACGACCCGAUGGCCGGCAUAAGCCAAGCACCUGCGGACACGAGUACGUUCAGACCAACGAGUCUCGGAAACAACAGGCCAUAUGUCAGUCGUCGUGGACCUGAUCUGCGGCCUGCUCCAGAUAAUUUCUCCAACAGCGAGAACGUGGCUGAGGAGGAAUUUUCAGCAUUGGAACGGGACAUCCGAGAAGCGGAAGCCGUCCGCCUUGGGGCUCGCAGUCUUCGCCAGAGGGACGAGAUAAUACACAGGCCGGACGAGAGGAAUAUUGCUCAGCGUGGAGCCGACCUGGAUCGGAAAAUUCAAGAGCUUGACUCGACGCGCAGACGUCUUGCGCAGCAGAGGACCGUCGAUGAGGCCAGGCACCAAGGAGACCCGGGUACGAUUCGCCAUCUUCAAGCCACCAUGAUGCAGACGAUUCCACAGCUCGAGUCGAUGGAGUCAAAGAUUUCCAAGCAGGCAGCAGAACUGAAUGCCGCCAAGACAAGACACCAGAAGAACGCAACGAGGAUUGCUGAGCUCGAAGCCAAGUUGAAGCAGAAUGAUCAAGAGAAGGCCAUAAUUUUCGACCUUCAAACCACAAUCAUGGAGAAUGAUCAACAGCUCGCAUCAAGUCAUAAACGACUCUCAGCGUACGCGAAGAAGAUCAGGAAGUUGGAAGGGGAACUAUCUGAGCUCAAAGGGCGAGCGAUGCCAUACGAGACACCCCACCUCCUCAAGCGCCCUUCCAUGCGUAUGAACCAUAGCGCGACACUUCCAGGUUCCCUGCAACCGUCGCUGUUGGCGCAGCCAAGAAAUCGUCCACGUACGCCCCCAAGCUAUCCAGCAAAGAAGCCACGAACACACUCCCCAAACGUGUCCGAUGAGGAUGAUGCUGCUAAGAUGACAGAGACAACUCACGUGAGCCAGACAGCGGGACGACCUCGAGCUGUCCACACCGCUGAAGUGGAACAGCGUGUCGACACCAAUCAGGUCGCUGAGAAGGUCGAAGUCAUUGACCUGCUUGAUGUGGAGAUCGCGAGCUCGAGCGAGAUCGACUCGAACGAUGCGGAAGAGAGAAGAGGACCUGUGAGCCAACAGAGUGUGCCUCCUCCACUCAGACAUAUUCUUUCGUGUGGGUCGGUUGGACGAAGUCAGAGACCUCAGGAGCGUGUUGGGUCUUCGUUCACAAUGCCUCCGCCGACGACAUCUUCGUUUGAUUAUCGGUCAUCAUACCCCACGCUAGGGUUGGAAGUAGCGCAGGUACCCCAGGCGAAGCAGAGGCAGCCACCGCCCAAGAAGAAGACACCAGCAUCAAAAACGGCCAAAGCGGCUGGAGCUUCCGCACAUCAGAUCGCAGAUCUAUGGUCUCGGAUCGACUUUGUCGACAUGUCUGCGCCAGGGGGGAGGCGAUCGGGAGAAGAGCUUUCCGAGAGUCUCAAGGCUCAACUGGCGCCUGGCUUCGCGAAAUUCUGCCAGAGCGACAUACACUGGGGCCGCUUGACUGCCAAACCAAUGAAGGUGCAGUCCACUUGCUCGCAGCAACGUGUCCAUGGUCAAACGACUACAGAGACACAGCUCCACACAUGUGAUUACUGUAUCUCAAAAGGGCUACCUUGUGUGUACUCGACGAGAGACUAUCGGCCACUGAUGGUUUCUCUACCAGAACAUCAGCGACGUGGCAUUGCACCUGGCGAUAUUCGGUAUUGGAUCCUUCAGUUGGAGAGUGGCUGA